AUGGGAUUUCUUUCUGAUGCUAUAUUACUCGUAUUCAUCACAGCGAUUGUAGACUCCAAUGAAGUCAGCGACUGUUCCACAUGCAUCAAAGUCAAUGUAACCUGCUUCAAUGUAUCAUAUCUCUUCGACAUCCAGGCUCCGUUUAGGAAGACUGUUGUGAUAACGAAAUUGGGAGUACUCAGAUCAACUAACACGUUGUAUUUCAGCUUCGAACCGAACAUAGAUGACAUUGAAUACUCCAAAAUCGGUUUCAUAAGUAUGGAAGAACCAUCAAACACUUCGGUGAUCGGUGCUAAACAGGCCAUGAAUUUUGGUACAUUCGAUUUCGAUCAAGAUAAUGGUCUGGUAUAUUUGGGAGGCAGCGAUGGCAUUUAUGUUUUAGAUACGAACACUCACAGAGUUGCUCCUUACAGUUCUAGAGGGGAUUCUAUUCUCAGUAUGUUUUAUAGAGGCCAUGUUUAUUUUAUAAGGGACAGAGAAUACAAGAUAGUCAAAAAGAAGGGGGAUAAUUUUGAUAUACUACUUGAUUAUAUACCAGCGAAAAAUUUUGUUAUAAAUAAAUAUAAUGUCAUUGUUUUUUUGAGUAGACAUGGCUUAUAUGCCUAUAAGAAUAAUGAGUUCGUUCUAUUAUCGAGUAACGCUUUUUUUAGGGGAUUGACUAUUGAUAAUUACGGCGUUAUUUAUGCAUGGUGGGUGGAUGGGAUUUACAAAAUAACUAUCGGUGAAAAUCUUUCUCAAUCUCGAAUAGAUAAGAUUGCUAACACUCCGAUGAUAGGAGCCCUUACCUUUGAUAGUGAUAAUAAUUUUCUUAUCACAGAAGGGAAGAGCCUUUAUCGAUUAACAGAAACAAAUACAACUGUCUGUUAA
This is a messenger RNA of Danaus chrysippus (African queen), 867 nucleotides long. NCBI's taxonomy places the organism in Eukaryota, Metazoa, Arthropoda, Insecta, Lepidoptera, Nymphalidae. The record is from the annotation of a GenBank genome assembly.